UCCCUGUGGUUAUCUGCAAUAAUACUUUGCUAUUGUGUCAAACAAUCGGUUUCAACAUCUUCAUACAAAAUCACUUCGAAAAAAAAAAAUAAUCAAGAUCCACCUGCCACACUCAACGUAAGUGAUAUUUUUUUUUUCUAUCAACCUUUCUAAUCUCUUCUAGAUCGUACUCUUCCAUCUACUGUUGAUAUCUUUGACACUAAUACCUUUCCAAGUCAUUGAAUUCACACCCUGCACUUGCAUUCACACCGACCAGUCCAAAAAUAGAAACUUACAACCAAUAAUAAUUUUCAUUCUUCCCACUUGCGAGAGAAAAUCAGUCAAUUUGCAUAUUUUUAAUACACAUACAACUUAAUGAUGUCAUCAAGCUCUAUACUGGUGACUCCAUAUGACUAUUACGAUGAUGAUCGUGAAGGAAAAUCUAAAAAGGGGAAAUCUGGUUCUCAUUCUAUAUUAGGGUUCGUUGCUCAUCCGAUUAGACAAAUAAUCAUUCUAGUGCUAUUUUUAGUGCUACUACUAGUGUUAGUGGUUCGUCAAUCGGUUGGUAGUGGUUACCUGCCAGAUAUAUCACUGUUUGACAACGUCCAGUUCUUUGAUUUGGCAAACUACAUGGGAAGUGCCGAUGGUUGGCAACGGGAUGAACGAGUUCUUUUCUGUGUCCCUUUAAGAGAUGCAGCUGCUCAUUUACCAAUGUUCUUUGGUCAUAUGAGGAAAUUAACAUAUCCACAUGGAUUAAUAGACUUGGCAUUCUUGGUUAGUGACUCGUCUGAUGAUACCAUGGGGUCUUUAAGAAAGCAUUUGCUUGAGAUUCAAAAUGAUCCUGAUCCAAAUAUGAGAUUUGGUGAGAUUGAAAUUUACGAAAAAGAUUUCGGCCAAGUUAUAGGACAAGGGUUUUCAGAUAGACAUGGAUUUGCUGCCCAAGGUCCCAGAAGAAAGUUGAUGGCACGGGCCAGAAACUGGCUCUGGACCGUGGCCAUAAAACCGUACCACUCUUUUGUAUAUUGGAGAGAUGCCGAUGUGGAAACAGUUCCUCCUACAAUUGUCGAAGAUUUAAUGCAUCAUGAUAAAGAUGUGAUUGUUCCUAAUGUCUGGCGUCCAUUGCCAGAUUGGUUAGGAAAUCAACAACCUUAUGAUUUGAACUCUUGGCAAGAAUCUGAUGGGGGAUUACAAUUGGCAGACACUUUGGACGAAGAUGCUUGUAUUGUCGAAGGAUAUGUUGAAUAUCAAACAUGGAGACCUCACUUGGCAUAUUUAAGAGACCCAUAUGGCGAUCCUGAAGUAGAAAUGGAUUUGGAUGGGAUUGGAGGUGUUAGUAUCUUAACCAAAGCCAGAGUCUUCCGUACCGGGUCUCAUUUCCCAGCUUUUUCAUUUGAAAAACAUGCUGAAACUGAAGCAUUUGGGAAAUUGAGUAAACGAAUGGGUUAUUCCGUGGUUGGUUUACCACAUUAUGUUAUUUGGCAUAUCUAUGAACCAUCUUCCGAUGAUUUGAAACAUAUGGAAUGGAUGGCAUUAGAAGAAGUAAGACAACAAGAAGAGGCCAAGAUUAAGAAGGUUUAUGAUAAAGUCUGGAACAAGGCUUUUGCUGAUGUUCAAGACGAAUGGAGUAAGGAAAGACAGCAAUAUUUGAAAAACACAGAUAUGUCUAAACAAAGAAAGAUCAAAGUCGAUUGGCCAGGGGUUGAUGACUGGAAAAUAGAUCAGUCCCAAAAAAGUGAUAAACAGUUAGCUGAUUUCAACCCCUAAUUAAUUUACAUAGCUUGUAUAAAAAUGCAUAUUUGCAUCUCAUGGAGUUAAGACAUUGUGCAAGGGUGGUAACACC
Messenger RNA from Spathaspora passalidarum NRRL Y-27907, 1819 nucleotides. RefSeq names its product Anp1p (gene ANP1). The annotation marks the transcript as partial. Lineage: Eukaryota; Fungi; Ascomycota; Pichiomycetes; Serinales; Debaryomycetaceae. Gene Ontology annotation, molecular function: alpha-1,6-mannosyltransferase activity. The transcript has a single exon. Gene Ontology annotation, cellular component: mannan polymerase complex. The record is from RefSeq and is a predicted model, not a curated record. Gene Ontology annotation, biological process: protein N-linked glycosylation; cell wall mannoprotein biosynthetic process.